AACAUGAGGAGGGAGAACCAGAGCAGCCUGUCCGAGUUCCUCCUCCUGGGGCUCCCCAUCCAGCCAGAGCAGCAGGGCAUAUUCUUCACCCUGUUCCUGGGCAUGUACCUGACUACAGUGCUGGGGAACCUGCUCAUCAUCCUGCUCGUCAGGCUGGACUCUCGCUUUCACACGCCUAUGUACUUCUUCCUUAGCCACUUGGCCUUCACUGAUGUUUCCUUUUCAUCUGUCACAGUUCCAAAGAUGCUCAUGAACAUGCAGACUCAGCAACAAUCCAUUCCCUAUGUGGGGUGCAUUUCACAGGUGUAUUUCUUAAUAUUUUUUGGUUGUCUUGACAAUUUCCUUCUUGCAGUGAUGGCAUAUGACAUGUAUGUGGCCAUCUGUCAGCCACUCCACUACUCUACUGUCAUGAGGCAGGAGCUAUGUAUCUCAUUAGUGGCUGGAUCUUGGUUCUUCUGUUACAUUCAUGCCCUGUUGCACACCCUCCUCUUGGUCCAACUGUCCUUCUGUGAUAAUACCAUCCCUCACUUCUUUUGUGACCUCACUGUGCUCCUGAGGAUAAGCUGCUCAGACAUCUCUCUCAAUGAGCUGAUCAUCUUUACUGAAGGAGGAAUUCUUUUCAUCCUGCCUUUGAGUAGUAUCUUGGGCUCAUAUAUUCAUAUAGGGACAACUGUCCUAAGGGUCCCCUCCACUAAAGGACUCUUUAAAGCCUUUUCUACCUGUGGCUCCCAUCUUUUUGUGGUGUCUGUAUACUAUGGGACACUUGCAGGUGUUUACUUUUUCUCCUUAUCAUGGAACUUUAAUGACAAAGACAUAAUUGCUUCAGUCAUGUACACAGUAAUUACCCCUAUGCUGAACCCCUUUAUCUAUAGCCUGAGGAACAAAGAUAUAAAACAGGCCCUACAAAUAUUUGUCAAUAGGGCUAACUUUUAA
Prionailurus viverrinus (fishing cat) is the source of this 933-nucleotide messenger RNA. RefSeq names its product olfactory receptor 1J4-like. The record is from RefSeq and is a predicted model, not a curated record. The transcript has a single exon. NCBI's taxonomy places the organism in Eukaryota, Metazoa, Chordata, Mammalia, Carnivora, Felidae. Gene Ontology annotation, cellular component: membrane. The coding region runs from base 4 to 933 and encodes 309 amino acids. Gene Ontology annotation, molecular function: G protein-coupled receptor activity; olfactory receptor activity. Gene Ontology annotation, biological process: G protein-coupled receptor signaling pathway.